Molecule: messenger RNA, 653 nt
Organism: Lineus longissimus
Lineage: Eukaryota; Metazoa; Nemertea; Pilidiophora; Heteronemertea; Lineidae
Product: small ribosomal subunit protein eS10-like
Exons: 5
Coding region: 80-592 (170 amino acids)
Cellular component (GO): cytosolic small ribosomal subunit
Molecular function (GO): RNA binding; structural constituent of ribosome
Source: RefSeq, a predicted model, not a curated record
CGCGUCCAGCCUUCUUGGAAACUCGUCGAUUCUCGCGUGAUAAUCGGUCUUUCCAAAGCGGCCAUUAAAUAUCGGCAGAAUGUUGAUGCCCAAGAAGAACCGCAUUAUGAUCUUCGAGCACCUCUUCAAGGAGGGUGUGCUUGUAGCCAAGAAGGAUAACAGUUUACCUAAGCAUCCCGAGGUUGAAGUGCCAAACCUUCAUGUUAUCAAGGCCCUUCAGUCCUUGAAGUCUCAGGGUUACGUGAAGGAGCAGUUUGCCUGGCGCCAUUUCUACUGGUACCUGACAAAUGAAGGUAUCCAGUACUUGAGGGAUUUUCUCCAUCUCCCCCCAGAGAUUGUCCCCUCAACACUCAAGAGGCAGGCAAGACCAGAAACAACACGCCCAAGACCAUCAAAGGGACCUGGCGAGGACCGUGAGGGACGUCGUGAUUUCGGUGGAGCUGACAGACAAGCCUACAGGAGGGGUGGCGACCGUGACCGUGGAGACAAGAAGGGCGAUGUUGGUGCUGGUGCAACCGAAGGAUUCCAGUUCCGAGGUGGUUUUGGCCGAGGUCGAUCUGAUAGACCAGAGCGUCAACAACAGCAGCAGUAAAAAAACCAACAAAUUAUGUGUACAGAUUUACAUCACAAAAAAAUAAAUUAAAGAAAGUAAA